AUGCCAUCGUGCAGGAGGCCCGCCACCACGAAGCAUUCGAGAGCCAACACAACUCGACCCACCAGCCGCACCUCCCUCUUUGGUCUCCCGGCCGAGCUACGUAAUCGUAUCUAUCACAUGGUGGCCCAGUAUGACGAGGGCAAGUGGACCGGACCUAUCGACAGCAAGGACGCCACCGGGUUGUCAGAAGUAAAUCAUCAAGCCCGUGUAGAGUUCUUGCCGGUCGAGUAUGCUACCCGCAGCGUGUACUUCCCAUGGAUCAACAACAUACUCCUCGACAUCGUGAGUAACUGGCUACACUCUUACGGCCAGGAGCGAGUACCUUGGUCGAAGAGGUUCGCUUUCGGCUCGAACUACGGCUUGGUAAAAGUGGCGCUGCGUGGCUGCUCGAUUGGAUGGCCGUACACACAUGACCACACUCAAGUCGCCUGGCUCAAGGAUGAGCAGGGUCGCACGCACGCUAUGGUUAGCAGUCGCAGUGCUGAGCAUACGGCUACGGUUGGGGCCAUCGUAUGUGCAGAUAUAAUGCUUAGGGAGGACGGCUCGGUGUACUUGUCGGCGAACACAGCUGAGAAGAUCAUUGGUGCGCUGAAGUAA
Messenger RNA from Fulvia fulva, 597 nucleotides. RefSeq lists its product as uncharacterized. Lineage: Eukaryota; Fungi; Ascomycota; Dothideomycetes; Mycosphaerellales; Mycosphaerellaceae. The record is from RefSeq and is a predicted model, not a curated record. The coding region runs from base 1 to 597 and encodes 198 amino acids. The transcript is spliced from 2 exons.